Messenger RNA from Lobosporangium transversale, 1456 nucleotides. RefSeq lists its product as hypothetical. The transcript has a single exon. The coding region runs from base 59 to 1399 and encodes 446 amino acids. The record is from RefSeq and is a predicted model, not a curated record. Lineage: Eukaryota; Fungi; Mortierellomycota; Mortierellomycetes; Mortierellales; Mortierellaceae.
ACCUAUUCCAUUCGAUAAUUAAGUAAAAGCCAUCUUACUUCAUCUGUUUGUCGCCAUUAUGUCUCAAGAUCAGUUCCAUCACUAUAUACCACGCUUCAUAUUGAAGAGCUUCUCUGAUAACUUCCAACUGAAACCUUCAAGUAUUUUCUCACCAAAUGCCUCAGGUAACUUCACAGAAGUGCCUUUUUCAAAAGGGCCAGUGGGGAGCAAGGGAAAUAGUGGAGGGGAUAGCGUGGGAAGCAACAGGAAAGGUAACAGAAGGAAAAGCAGUGGGAUCAACAAAAGAGAUAGCAGAGAAGGCGAUAAAGAAGGCGGUCAUGAAGCCAAGGAGCAAAAUCCUAUUAUUGAUUUUCCUAUUUAUGUGUAUCGAGCGCUGGAGAAAACAAUCGCACAGAGCGACGUUAGCAGAGUGUAUGGUCUUCAGAACAUGUACCAGGACAUUGCUGAAGUCGAUAGUAUGAGGUUUGAGAAGGAGCUCGCCAAGUUGGAAUGCACCUCUGCGACGUUCAUUCAUAAGAUCCGAUCUGGCGAAGAACUACUGUUGACGCGGACUCAACUAGCAGACUUCAAGAGGUUCCUAGCCAUCAUGACAUACAGGAGUGAGUGCCGAAGGGAACAGUAUUACGAGUGUCGAUUUGAUAUUAUGACACUUCUAUCGAUUCGAAAACACAUGUCCCAAAACAAUAUUGACAGAGUUCAAGACGUAUGGUUCGAGAAUCUCAAAUGGAUCAUCAAGACCCCUCACGACGAAAUCAUUAAGGAGAGCUCAGCUCUCGAUCCGAAAGGCGUCAAGACUCCCAUGGAUACUAUGUUUGCUUUGAGCAAAUAUAAAGGACCUAUUCACGUUGCAGAACUUAUGGACUAUUAUAACUUAGUGUGCAACUACGUGUGUGUCUGGCAAGCGGAAGAAGGGUCUGAAUUUAUCCUAACCGACAAGUGCUUUGGUGCGUUCGAAGGUGACAUGGGUGUAUGCUUCCACAACUUCUAUGUUGUGUCGCCGAAAUAUGUCGUCGUUCUUGUGAACCGUCUUUACAUGUGGGACCUUAUGAAGACCACGGGUCUCCGGAAGUCGUGGUUUGGGGAUGAGCUCCAUGCCAAUCCAGAUGUUAUCUAUACGAAAAAGCCUAUGAGAGGUGCGGAAGACUUUACUCCAACAGACGUGUUCAAAUACAAAAGGAUUGUUGUCCCAAAAGAGAAAGUGUAUCUCUGUAACAGCAUCCUUUUGGAUGCUAGUCCCAAGUAUAUAACAUACAAGUCCGAUAUCUCCAUGUACAGAUCUUUAAGAUACUACGACAAAACUAAGGAAGAUCUGUUCACCUUCAAAUAUGGUUACCAUGUCCUAAAGCGCGAAGUAUUAGCUAAUCUCAAGGCAAAGGUGAAUAGAACACAUUGCUCCUAGGCCCUUCUCGAAGGACUUUUCUAAGACAUUACAUUUUUUCCUCCUCUCCUCAUAAAC